This is a messenger RNA of Leptinotarsa decemlineata (Colorado potato beetle), 1576 nucleotides long. RefSeq names its product C-type lectin mosGCTL-7. NCBI's taxonomy places the organism in Eukaryota, Metazoa, Arthropoda, Insecta, Coleoptera, Chrysomelidae. The record is from RefSeq and is a predicted model, not a curated record.
AUAUAAAAUAUAAAAUCAUUUGCCCCUGGUUGUUUGUUGUCUGCACAUUGAGUUCUUGAAUAUUUUAAUAUCAAAUUCGAUAAUGUUGUUGACAUAUGUACUUGGCGGUUUAAUCAUUCAUUGUAUUUAUUGUGCAGUUCCCACGAAGCAGUAUAUGGCAGUUGCAGAUCCUGUUAGUCAUGAAGUAGUCAUUGGUACCUUGCCAAGUUUUAAGCUACAUCAAUUUGGAAACAAGCUGUAUUAUUUUGGAGCUAUUUAUAAAGGAGAUUACAACCAAGCCAUGCAAUUCUGUAAUUUUCAUGAUAUGCAGGUGGUCAGUAUUGAGACUAAGGAAGAAAAUGAUUUCCUAUGGACAAGCCUCAAAUCUUUUCUUGCAUGGGGAGAAUUUAGGUUUUGGACUUCAGGGACCACUACCAAAGAACAUCUCUGGUUCUGGAUGUCAACCGGCAAACCCGUAACUUGGGCAAACUGGUUUCCCAACCAGCCUGACAACACUGUUAAUGAAAAUUGUAUAGAGGCCGUUUAUCUGAAUACGAAUGGAGCUCUAUUGUGGAACGACGACGUUUGUUCGAAAUCGAACUUUGUUAUUUGUGAAACAACUAUACCAAAAAGUAUUUUAAAAAUGGUACCUGGGACUUCAACAAAUUUUUGUAAUAUAACAUUCAUAAGCCUGGCGACAUGAGCUAUCAAGUUUUCUUGUUUGAAAUUCUCCAUAAUAGGGGUAUAUUUAUAUAUAUUAAUAGAUUUUCAAUUGACGACUGAAGGAAGUAUAUGGAAGGUAGGAAUUAACGGGACUUUCAGUCAGACACGUUUAAAAAAUAUACUUACUCUAUUUUACAAAUCGCCAAGCUUUUGUAUCUGAAUAAAGACUUCGUCAGGACACUAAAAUGAAAUACAAUUGAAAAGAACUUAAGAAAAUGGACAAUACUCACAAGUGAUCUGAAUUCCACAAUUGAAAAUUAAUUAUUAAUGAAUUUUUUUUCCAAAAUUGGAGCAUUGAUUUUAAAAGUGUCAUAAUUUUCAGAUAUUUGAUAUUAGUAAUAUCAUGUUCAAAGCUUACUAUAAUGACAAGUUAUUGGAAAUAUUAAAACACAGUUUAAAGAUUCUACACCUGAUUUGAACAAAUCAAACAUUGUUUACAAUAUACCACGUAAUAAUUGUGAUUUAAAUUAUAUUGGAACAACUUCCAGAACAUUUGAUCAAACAAAAGUUUCAUAUUAAAAAAUAUGUCCAAGAGGCUUUUCAGAAAUUGUCCUAAUUGUUUUUUACUUGAUAAAAUACACAGUUAUUGAUUAUCCAGAGGUAGACUUAUUUAUUGUCUUACUGAAAAUGAUAAUGAUGAAAGAUUUAUCUGAAUAUAGUACCCUAUAAAAGAGAGGGCAACAAAAUUUAUAUUAUUUAUGGUUGAUGUGCAGGAUUAUGUUAUGAAUUUAUUCUAGUGAAAUAUCAAAAGUAUUUGUAUUUUGAAGUUUGUGUAAGUUCUUAUACAUAUCAAGAUAUUACUGAGGUGAUCAAUAUCUGAUCUUUUGUUAAGACAAUUUUCUGGCUGUAAUAUAAAUGACCGUUCCACGAACAA